UAGAGGUUCCACCAGCUGAGGACAAUGUACAGCAGAGCCUCAGAUGACUCAUAAAGGAUACAUAGCAUGAAUAAAAAUAAACCUUCAUAGCCUUAAGGGAUUUGGAGGUUGUUUGUUACUGCAACAUCACUAUAGCCUAUCCCUAUCCGGUUUAUACCAAAGCUCACAAAAUGCUAAAGCUUAAAGAAGAAUUGAGAGCUGCCCAGGGACUGAAAGGUGAGGUGGGGGAGAGAGACAGAGAAGUGGGCAGCCUGAACAGUAAGCUCCUGAGCCUACAACUUGACAUCAGGAAUCUGCAUGAUGUCUGUAAGAGGCAAGGGAAGACUUUGCAGGAUAAUCAGCUCUGUGUGGAGGAAGCCAUGAUGAACAGCAGCCACAACAAGAAGCAGGCACAGACAUUAGCAUUUGAGGAGUCCCAGAUAGACUUCGGGUCUACUAAAGAGUGUCAUCUGAGACAACUUCAGCAACUGAAGAAAAAACUGCUGUCCCUUCAGCAAGAACUGGAGUUUCGCACAGACGAGCUGCAGACUUCCUACUGUUCUCUCCUGCAGUAUCAGUCCAUCCUGGAAAAGCAGACAUCCGAGCUGGUUCUUCUUCACCACCACUGCAAGCUGAAAGAAGAUGAGGUGAUUCUCUAUGAAGAGGAGAUGGGAAAUCAUAAUGAGAACACAGGAGAGAAGCUCCAUCUGGCACAAGAGCAGCUUGCCCUGGCUGGGGACAAGAUUGUCUCCCUAGAAAGAAGCUUAAACCUCUACAGGGAUAAAUAUCAGACUUCCCUGAGCAACAUCGAGUUACUAGAGUGCCAAGUGAAGAUACUAGAGGGGGAGCUCAGCGGGCUCAUCAGUCAGGAACCAGAGAACAAGGGUGAUCACCCAAAGGUGCGUAUAUACACUUCCUCCUGCAUGAUUCAAGAGCAUCAGGAGACCCUGAAACGACUGUCUGAAGUCUGGCAAAAGGUCUCUGAACAGGAUGAUCUAAUCCAGGAGCUUCGAAAUAAACUAGCCUGCAGUAAUGCUUUGGUUCUGGAGCGUGAAGAGGCUUUGAUAAAAUUACAAGCAGAUUUUGCUUCUUAUACCGCCACUCACAGACACCCUCCUAGCUCCUCAGAAGACUGUGAAGACAUAAAAAGGAUCCUGAAGCACCUGCAGGAACAGAAGGACAGCCAGUGCCUGCACGUGGAAGAGUACCAGAACCUCGUGAAGGACCUGCGCACGGAACUGGAAACCGUGUCAGAGCAGAAGAAAAACAUCAUGAAGGACAUGAUGAAGAUGGAGCUGGAAUUGCACGGGCUGCGGGAGGAGACUUCCGCGCACAUCGAGAGGAAGGAUAAGGAAGCUGCCAUCCUGCAGCACCGGCUGCAGGAGCUGCAGGUGCAGUUCACAGAGACCCAGACGCUCGCUUUGAAGAAAGACAAGUUCCUGCAAGAGAAGGAUGAAAUGCUGCAUGAGCUGGAGAAGAAGCUGAGCCAGGUGCAGUGCUGCCUCAGGAAGAAGGAGCUGGAUUUGGAGAAGCAGCAGUGUUUGGUAAAGGAGCUCCAAGAGAAGGAGGCCAGGCUGGAAGAGAGCAAGCUGGAGCUCGAGGCCCUGAAAGCGGAGGUCCAGAAGCUGACGGACAGCCUGGAAGAGGCCAAGCAGCAGCAGAGGCUGGCGGCUCAGCAAGCCGCACAAUAUAAGGAAAAGGCCGGGCUGGCAGAGUGUAAACUGGAGGACACUGAGAAGAGACUGCAGAGCUGCAUUUUCCAAGACAAGCAGAAAGCAGACACCAUUGAGGAGCAGCAAAGAGAGCUGGAGAGGCUGCAGAAGGAGUUGUUGCUGACAAAAGAAGAGCUACACAGAAGCAGGAAACAGGUGGAAGAGCUAAGCUCAAAAGUCGCUGAGGGCCUAAAGAAGUUGGAAAAUGCAGACAAGGAAAAGAAGCAGCUUCAGAAGGCACUGGCCAACGAGGAAGUGAAAGUGAAUGAACUGCAAGAUCAGACCAGAAGCCUUCAGCACCAGUACAGGGACGUACUAGCUGCCAAAAGCAAGCUAGAAGAUGAGCUUCAGGAGGUCAAGAGGUUACUGGAGGAGAAAAAAUACCAGCUGAAAAAGAGCAAAGAACAGGAGAAGCUGCUGGAGGAGGAACUUGAGACUCUUCGACAGGAAGAAAAAAAGAAGGAGAAGAUGUUCAAAGAGAAUCUGAGAAAGCUAGAAGGGGAAAAGGAGAAUCUCCGCGAAGAGUUGGUGCAUUAUUCUACGCAACUGGAAGCCACUGUCAGCAAAUACAAUGCUAGCCAGCAAGUCAUUCAAGAGCUGAACAUCCAGAUAAGCCAGCAGAAGGAGUCCAUAAUGAGCCUGCAAACCAAGCUAGAACAGUCUGUGCAAAAAGAGAAGCAUUACCUCCAGACCAUGGUCGCUAAAGAACUCUAUGAAGACCUAUGCAGAAAGUCAGCUGCCUGCCAAGAUGACCUGACACAAACCCUGGAGAAGCUCAAUCACGCGACCGCGGAGACAAAGAGCCUGCAGCGAAACCUGCUACAGACCCAAGAGAGGAAAGCUCAGCUGGAAGAUGAAAUUGUUGCUUAUGAGGACAGAAUGAAAAAGCUCAAUGUGGAAUUAAGAAAAUUGCAAGGCUUCCACAAGGAGAGUGAGAUAGAGGUGCACGCCUUUGACAAGAAGCUAGAGGAGAUGAGCAACCAGGUGAUGCAGUGGCAGAAGCAGCACCAGAAUGACCUCAAGAUGCUGGCAGCGAAAGAGACUCAGCUCAGGGAGUUCCAGGAGGAAAUGGCCACCCUGAAAGAGAACCUCCUGGCGGAUGAGAAGGAGCCCUGCUGCCUGUCCCGACGGCCCAGCCCCAAGGACCCCUGUAGAAUCCACCGAGACAAUGAUCAGAUUAUGUGCAACAUGGAGCAGUGGGCAAAAGAGCAAAAGAUUGCCAAUGAGAAGCUGGGAAAUAAGCUCCGUGAACAGGUCAAAUACAUCGCCAAGCUGACUGGUGAAAAGGACCACCUCCACAACGUGAUGGUCCAUCUGCAGCAGGAAAACAAGAAGCUAAAGAGUGAGAUAGAAGAAAAGAAAAUGAAAGCAGGGGGCACAAGGCUAUGCAGAGCCCUAGGCCCGAGCAAAGUGGAGCCUACACAAAGGGGUAAAGUGUAUGCUGCGUUGGGCUGGAGGGACCCAUCCCAGGACACAGGCCAGAGGAUGGACAUCACCAAGUAUGCUGGAAUGCCCCAGUGCUCAGGUUCCUCCUAUUGCUAGAAUCAGCAUCCUUCCCUGAGCAUCAUUUCUGUGCAAGUUUUCAGAGGACAGUGAGUUCCCGUCAUUCUUGACUUGGAUCAGCUCUUCCAGGAAUAUACCAAGGUCCCAGCUGAUUUUGCAAGAUGCUAACAUUUUCCUAAGUUUGGUCCACUUCAAGCAGAGGAAAGCCUUGAAACUCCCCGCCACCCUAGCCCAAACUCUACAAUAAAGACAGGAGCACAGCAA
Messenger RNA from Chinchilla lanigera (long-tailed chinchilla), 3458 nucleotides. RefSeq names its product polyamine modulated factor 1 binding protein 1 (gene Pmfbp1). Lineage: Eukaryota; Metazoa; Chordata; Mammalia; Rodentia; Chinchillidae. Bases 171 to 3233 code for a protein of 1020 amino acids. The record is from RefSeq and is a predicted model, not a curated record. Gene Ontology annotation, biological process: spermatogenesis. The transcript is spliced from 21 exons.